Molecule: messenger RNA, 1386 nt
Organism: Brassica oleracea var. oleracea
Lineage: Eukaryota; Viridiplantae; Streptophyta; Magnoliopsida; Brassicales; Brassicaceae
Product: SEC1 family transport protein SLY1
Biological process (GO): intracellular protein transport; endoplasmic reticulum to Golgi vesicle-mediated transport
Cellular component (GO): cytosol; Golgi membrane
Molecular function (GO): syntaxin binding
Source: RefSeq, a predicted model, not a curated record
AUGGCUCUCAAUCUCCGCCAUAAACAGUCUGAGUGUAUAAUCAGGAUGCUGAACCUGAACCAACCUCUUAAUCCAAACGGGCGUUGUUACAAGAUGUUGAUAUACGACGAUUUCUGCAAGAAGAUUAUCGAUCCUUUGAUGUCAGUGAAGGAUCUUCUCAGACAUGGAGUUACACUCAACUCUCCCAUUGAUAAGAAGUUGCUCACCAAUAGGACAGAAAGAGAUGAUGUUCCUGAUGUAGCCGUCUACUUUGUUCAACCUACUGAAUCCAACAUCCAGAAAAUCACAGCAGAUGCUUCCACAAUAUCUCCCUACGUUCACUUUCACCUGAACUUCUCGUCUUCUAUCCCUCGCCCGCUCCUCCACAGCCUCGCUUCCCAGACUCUUAGUUCAGGUUCCGUUGCAAGACUCGCAAAGGUGCAUGACCAAUACAAGCCUCUUGUCCACGAUGUUCUUGGCCUGAAGAAGCUGGAUGGUUCAGACCCGUUCUGGUUGGCAAAUGGUUCUCUAGAGUUCCCACAAGUCGCUGAGGAGAUCGAAACUCAGUUGAACAAGUACAAGAAAGACUUGGAAGAGAUAAACAUGAUGAGAACUGGCGCUUAUGAGACUGAUUUGAUUGGGAACACAAAGCAUCUGAUGAAUGCUGUGAACUCACUUCCGGAGUUGAAAGCGAGAAAGGAGAUGAUUGACAAGCGCACUAACAUCGCGACAAAUCUCUUGGGAGAGAUCAAGGAGCGGUCUCUGGAUGUGUUCACUGAGGAAGAGAAUGAGAUGAUGAAAGGAGGCAGCAUAGACAUGAGCAAAGUUUUAGCUAUUUUGAAUGAGAAAGGUACGACGAAGAUGGACAAGUUGAGGUUUGCCAUCAUGUACCUACUAUCCUUAGAAACCAUAAACCAGACAGAGACUGAAGCCGUGGAAGAGGCUUUGCGUAAAGCAGAGGUUGAUACAAGAGCGUUUCAGUACGUGAAAAAAAUCAAGUCGCUUAACCUCUCUUCAACAGCCUCGGCAGACUCAGCGAGCAGCAGCAACGUUGUUGACUGGGCUGAGAAGCUCUAUGAUCACUCGAUUAGCGCAGUCACUGCAGGAGUCAAGAAUCUCUUAUCAAGUAAUCAGCAGCUGGCUGUGGCCCGGACCGUUGAAGCCUUGGCCAAGGGACAACCGAACUUAGAAACCGAUCCAUACAUUAUGCUGGAUCCAAAAGCUUCAAAGACAGGAUCUAGUGGUUGUAGCCAUGUGAAUGAACCGUUCAGAGAAGCCAUAGUUUUCAUGGUCGGUGGAGGUAACUACAUCGAGUACAACAGUUUGCAGGAGCUGUCGCAGCGAAAUGAGGUAGUUAAAAAUGUUAUAACAUACAAUUCAUUUUCUAGUUCUAUUAUGCAGAGAUAA